This is a messenger RNA of Moneuplotes crassus, 1788 nucleotides long. NCBI's taxonomy places the organism in Eukaryota, Ciliophora, Spirotrichea, Euplotida, Euplotidae. The record is from the annotation of a GenBank genome assembly.
CAAAAACUUUAAAAAUGAGUAUGCUUAAUGAAGCAGGUGGAGGUGGAAGCCACACUGAGAUUGAGGAAGAAGAAUAUUACGUCAAAGCAGGCUAUAUAGCCGUAUUGGCUCUACUAUUGGUCUAUACCAUGAUGGGAUCAUUCAUUGAGUUUACCAAGAUGGCAUAUAUCCAUGAAACAGGAGUCGCAAUCAUUUUGGGCAUGAUCAUAUCACUAUUUGCCAAGUUCUUUGGGUACACCCAGAUCAAUGAUGUCCUUGAGUUCAGUGAAAGUCUGUUCUUCUUUGUUUGUCUCCCACCAAUCGUGUUCGCAGCUGGAUAUAACAUGAAAAGGAAGAAGUUCUUCCAACAUUUCAACUAUAUUGCUCUGUUUGGAAUCUUGGGUACAUUCUGCUGAUUCACAAUAUUUUCAUUCUUGACAGGGAUGUUGUUCUACUUCCAGCCAAUGCAGAAGUACAAUCCUGAACUUGGAACCAAUGAGACUUUCACACUGACUCUUAGGGAGAUCCUACUGCUGUGUUCUUUGAUGUGUUCUUCAGAUGUGGUGGCAGCUGUAUCUUUGAUAGAUUUCCAGAAAGAGCCUAAAUUAUUCUCGAUGGUUUUCGGUGAAGGUAUCACCAACGAUGCUGUAUCUAUCAUUCUAUUCAACACAGUGUUCAAGUACACCGGGUCUACUGAGAAGUUCACUACCCAGACAGUCUUCAAGGUAUUCCUUGAGUUCUCAAAACUUGCCUUAUCCUCAGUGGGGUGUGGAAUGGUCGCCUCAUUUGCUUGCGCAUUAUGACUAAAGAAUAUGAGAUUCCUAACUCAUUCGCCUGUUCAUGAGACUUUAUUUGUGUUUUGCUUUGGCUAUCUUGGCUAUAUGUUCAGUGAACUUUUUGAAUUAUCUGGAAUCAUUACCUUACUCACCACUGGUGUCUUGAUGGCUCACUACGCUUGGUAUAAUCUAUCUCCUCAGUCAAAGCAGACUACUAGUCUUGCCUUUGGGGCUAUUGGAUUCGGAGCUGAAGCUUUUGUGUUUGCUUAUCUUGGUCUCACAUUCUUUUCAUAUACUAGCUAUGAAUGGUCAUGGCAGUUCUUCAUUGCUGAGUUCUUUGUUAUUAUUAUUGGAAGAUUCUUGGGCAUUGUGGGACUCCUCUACGUCAUCAGUUUCCUCCUAAACCACACGCGUGAGCUCUCAUUCAAAGAAACAAUGUUUUUAUAUUGUGGAGGAAUGAUCAGAGGAGCCAUUGCUUUUGGAUUGGUACUGAGACUGGAUCACUCGUUACCAAACAGAGAAGUGAUCAUUACCACAUCUUUAUGCUUGGUUAUCCUGACAACACUUCUAUUCGGGUCAUUAAUGCCAAUCUUGGGAAAGGUUCUUCUUAAGAAGGAAGGUGAGCCAUCUGUUGAUCACGGACACGCUAAAAAGAAGAAGCAUAAUGAUCAGGAAAUGGUUGAAAUGAAUAAAUCAGGAAGCCAAGACAAAUCAGGAGAUUCAUCAAGUUUCCAUGAAAUGAUGGUACACCCCAACUUCGAGGAAGCAGAUGCCACUAUUGUUCAGCAGAAGAAAAAGCAAAACUCCUGAGUGAAAUAUUUCAAGCAGUUUGAUGAAACAAUCUUGAAGCCGAUCUUGAUCUACAAAUACACAAAGGAGAGAAAAGAGAAGCAAUUCGAGUUCUUCAACAUGAUGGUAAAUAAGGGAGCUAAACUUGAGAAUAAAUUUGCCUCUAGAGACCCUCAGAGCAACGAGGAGAAGAAGAAUAUGGAGGAAAAAUUAAUCCUGGAUGACUAAAUUUACUCUAAACAUC